CGGUGUUCCGCCCACAAACACAAGGUGGAGUUGGAAAAAGGAAAGCGAAAAAAAAUACAUACUGAUCUAAUAUAUGAAGCUGUCAAACAGCCAUCCACAAUUUGGAAAACGAGCAUUCCCUUUAACGUAUAAAGGCACCUAGGCCCAUAUACUAACACACCAGUGGGUAGACGUCCCAAAAAUGAUAGUAAUGACGCAAAACCAAUAUAUGAGAAGUCUAACCAUCUCAGGUUCGAGAUUUGAGGUUAGUCAAAUGAUGCGAACUUUCGGUAUUGGAAGCUCGUUCGGUUUGCCCCAUCAAAGUGUUGCAAACAUGGGCAACGGAGCGGACAUGAUGGCCGGUGUUCGGUCCGGGUCGGUCGGAUCGCCCCCUUCAGAUGUAAAAAUGCGAUGGCGGCUGACGGAAACGACGGCGGUGGCGUCGGUCCGACAACAUGGAAGACGCCUCGGCGUCGUGCAACGGUUGGGUGGGGAGUGGGAAGCUUGCUUCGCGUUGACUGGAGGGAGACGGCGAGUGCGAUGGAGGCGGGGGAAGAAUCAUCUCUGCGGGGACUGGAGCCGAGGACCGACGGCGCAGUACUGGCGAUCGUUCAACCCUCCCCUUCUUCCUCCACAACGACGCCGAGAAGCAGCUAGUUCACCGUCUUUGUGGCACAUCCAGCCCUACCACCACAACGUUCAUAGCCGACCCAUGUGUGAAAACGUGUACGUUGUCGUUUUUUAUAUUCCCGUCAUUUUAAAACGUAUUCGAGACUAAAUCUAGGAUAACACACAAAUGAAUGGAGACAUGGAAGCAACAUCCCAACAUCAAUCGUGGGCGCAGGAGGACAUGCUCCAGUUGCUGGAGUCCAUGAAGUUGGCACUGCCACCGAAGGACCUGACAAAGUACAAGACGUCUGAGUCCCACCUGGACUGGCAGAAGGUGGCCUUCAACUCCUACACGGCCGAGAUGUGCAAGCUGAAGUGGCAGGAGGUCUCCAAAGAGAUCCGUAAAUUCCGGACCCUCACAGAGCUGAUUUUUGAUGCUCAAGAUUAUAUCAAGAACCCAUAUAAAGGCAAGAAACUAAAGAAACAUCCGGAUUUCCCGAAAAAGCCCCUGACGCCAUAUUUCCGCUUCUUCAUGGAGAAGAGGGCCAAGUAUGCAAAGUUGCAUCCGGAAAUGAGCAACUUGGAUCUGACCAAGAUCUUGUCCAAGAAGUACCGUGAGCUGCCGGACAAAAAAAAGAAAAAAUAUGUGGACGACUUUUUGAAGGACAAAGAGACAUUUGUGCACAGCAUGAUGAGGUUCAGGGAGGAUCACCCGGAGCUUGUGGAAAGCAUGACUAAGAAAGGCUCAAAUGUUCCAGAGAAGGCCAAAACGCCCCAACAGCUGUGGUACAACCAUGAAAAGAAGGCCUUCCUCAAAGGCCACCCAGACGCUACCACAAAGGACAUCAAGGAUUGCCUCAGCAAGCAGUGGACGCAGCUGUCGGACAAAAAGAGACUUAAGUGGAUCGCCAAGUCGCUCGAGCAGCAAAAGCAGUACGAGGAGACAAUGCGCGAGUACAUUCAGCAGCACCCCGAGAUGAACCUAACCCAGGGGGACAUCGUCAGGUCCACGCUGACCAAAGCCGAGAGGCACCUGAAGGACAAAUCUGACGGGCGGCCCGACAAACCCCCUCCGAACGGUUACUCCAUGUUUUGCGCCGAGCUCAUGUCCAGCAUGAAGGACGUGCCCAGCACUGAGCGCAUGGUCAUGUGCAGCCAGCGCUGGAAGCUGCUCAAGCAAAAUGAGAAGGACGCCUACCAGAAACGUUGUGAGCAGAGGAAGAAGGAGUAUGAAAUUGAGAUGAACAGAUUCCUCAGCAGUUUGUCUGCGGAGGAACAGCAAAGGGUCUUGGGUGAGGAUAAGGGGGGCUUCAAGAGAGGCAGCGUGGCCAACAGCCCUGCGUCCAAAAAGAACUCCAAAGCUAAGGGCAACCCGGAGAAACCCAAGCGGCCCAUCUCGGCCAUGUUCAUCUUCUCCGAGGAGAAGCGUCCCAAGCUGCACCAGGACCGUCCGGAGCUCUCGGAAAGCGAGCUCACGCGAAUGCUUGCGCGCAUGUGGAACGAGCUGCCGGACAAGAAAAAGGAGAAAUACAAACGGCUGGAGGCGGUCUUAAAGGCGGAGUCGGAGAAAAAGGAGGACCGCAGUCUGCCCGACCCACCCAAGACGGCGCAGGACAUCUGGCAGCAGAGCGUCAUCGGAGACUACCUGGCGAGAUUUAAGAACGACCGUCCCAAGGCACAGAAGGCGAUGGAGGCCACUUGGAGCACCAUGGAAAAGAAGGAAAAGAUUAUGUGGAUCAAAAAGGCGGCAGAAGACCAGAAAAGAUAUGAGCGAGACCUGUGCGAGAUGCGUUCGCCCGUCGCCACCGCCGUGGCCUCGGGAAAGAAGAUGAAGUUCGAGGGCGAGCCCAAGAAGCCGCCGUCAAACGGGUACCAGAAGUUCUCUCAGGAGAUGCUGUCCAAUGGCGAGCUCAACCACCUGCCCAUGAAGGAGAGGAUGACGGAGAUUGGCAGCCGCUGGCAGAGGCUGCCUCUCAAGGACAAGGAGCGCUACAAAAAGAUUGCCGAAGAGAUGCAGAGGCAGUAUAAAGUGCUGCUUGAGCAGUGGCUCGCCAGCGUAUCUUCUCAAGUGAGGAACACCUACAAAGAGUACAACUCACAGAAGAGGAAAGCCCCGGCAAAACCAGGAGGCCCCAAGCCCAAGGCCAAGAAAUCUGACACUGAGGACAACGACGACGACGAUGACGACGACGACGAUGAUGAUGAUGAAGAUGAAGACGAUGACGAAAAGGACAAGGCUUCCUCUGAAGGGGCGUCCUCCAGUGAAGAUGACGAUGAUGACGAUGACGUAAGUUGCGUUAAGGAUGAUGAUGACGACGACGACGAGGAUGACGACGACGAGGUGGAUGACAAGGAGAACAAGUCAGAAGACAGCAGCAGCGAGUCCAACUCGGGCGGCUCCUCAGACUCGGACUCAGACUGAAGGGCGGCGGCGGCCAUUGUCGCCAGGGGCGCACCGGGGGCGGGACCGCCGUGACGGCGGGACAGACCAAGCUGAGCCACGGGGGUUCAUCCAGGAGGGAGUGAGCACUGCCACUGUGCCAACCCCUACCCAAGCCACCUCCGUUUCACACGCCCACUUUUUUGUUGUUGUUGUUGUUGGGUUCCCUUCAGUCCCUCACCCAGUUUUAGUCAGACCCGCAUCCCACUGGUUUGGCGAUGUUCUGAACUGACACUUAUUUUUUUUUUUGUAUUAUUAUUUGUUUUUAUUUUUACAUUUUAAAACAAUGUCUCCCAUUUUAUUUGAUUGUUCCGCAGGGACGAGCCAGGCUUCUCGCAGCCAAAGAACACGACGACCGGGUGGGACACUUAAAGCAGGGAGAGGGGCGGGCAGGAUGCGAGGGUGUUUGUACUGGAAAAAUUGCACUCUUAAGAAUGUUUCCUUGUUAAUACUUUUUCCCCUCUCUCCUUUUUCUCUGCUUUUGAUUUUAUCUUGUUGAGUUCUAAAAGAGGUGGUAUUUUUUCAGAAAUUAAAAAAAAAACAA
Hippocampus zosterae (dwarf seahorse) is the source of this 3572-nucleotide messenger RNA. It is a transcript of the gene ubtf, whose product is annotated as upstream binding transcription factor. The coding region runs from base 776 to 3010 and encodes 744 amino acids. NCBI's taxonomy places the organism in Eukaryota, Metazoa, Chordata, Actinopteri, Syngnathiformes, Syngnathidae. The record is from RefSeq and is a predicted model, not a curated record. The transcript has 22 exons.